AAACUUUAAAGAACCGGAUAAUCUUCAGAGACUGAACAGUUUUAUUAGUACAAUGAAACUAAAUCAAAAGCACGUGCCCAAACCAAGAAGGCAAGAGGGGAAAAAAAACCCAAUGACGUAAAAAAAAGACUUCCUGUGAUGUGAUUGAUAAGUUUAAACCUCAGCUCUAUGUCUCAUUCACCGUCUGAGACAUCAGUGGCACCACAGAGCUGAGGUAAUGGCACAUUUACUAAAAUAUCACUGAACUCAUGUCAGCUGGUGAAUUUAUUCAUUAUGAAAAGUUAUAAACUUGAUGCAUUUUAUUUGUUAUUUUCCUAUGACAAGUGUAGUUUACGAAAAGAUAAAUUCUAAUCAAUUGUAAUAUAGAUGAAAUGGUACAAAUUUCAUAAUACUGAAGAAGUAGAUACAUUGUAAUGCAAAAUUCAAAGAGGCUUUAAACAUAUAUGUUUUAUUCAUAUCCACAGAACGAUACCUGUGUUCAAAAAGACAUGAAGUGCUGGCAGCUCCUGUUUGGGCUUUGGUGCUGCGGCAUCCUUGCAGUGACCAGCGGGAUCGAAGCUGAUGUACCGUCAUGGAUGUGUGUGACUGACUAUAUACACAACAUUACUUGUGUCUUCAACAACAUCACUGCUAUUCCAUUGGGAAAGAACAAAACGAACUACAGCCUAUAUUUCAAGGAGAACUCCGAACACAACCCUUCUUGUCCACUUGUGGUGAUGAAUCACAGUUACUACUGUGAAUGUCAACUCAACAAUAAGCUUUGGGCGGAUUAUAAUUCCUAUGAAAUUGACAUUUGUGAUGAAUCUCAAUGCAUCAAUUUAGAAAAUAAAUUUAAUUUAGCAAAUCACAUUCAGCUGAAACCUCCGCCUGAGCUUGUGGUCCAAGAAACAACAGAGACUCUCAACAUUACAUUUAAAAGUCGAUAUGAUAACCAUUUAUACCUUGGUGGUUACCUCAUGUAUGAAAUAUUACUUCAAACACCUGAAAGCAGUGAGAACAAAACUUUUACGGUUCCACCCCAAAAGAAGUUUGAAUCUAUUAAUCGGAAAUUGCACCUGAAAAAUAGUGAAUAUUGCAUUAAAGCAAGAUAUAGACCUCAAACAUAUAGUGAAACUUGGAGUGAAUGGAGUCAACCAACAUGCUGGGAAAACAAAGCAGAAGAAGAACCAGAAACUUUAUUAUUAUUAUUGGCCAAAUAUCUGUUCCCACUGUGUCUGGUUUUGGGAGCUCUGCUGUUUGUAUUCUACAGUCCAGCUGCAAGGAUGAAGAUAAAAACUCUGUCCCACACGCCAUCCCCGGCUCCUUUCUUUCAGCCUCUGUAUCAGCAACAUAAAGGUGAUCUCCAGGAAUGGCUUUCUCCGAAAGGUAAAAAUGUACUAAUGCACAAAGCCGAUGAGGGCAUGAUAAGUGAUAGAGUGGCUGUUGUGCCAAAACCCAACACGAAGGACCCAGAAGAGACCCAGACCUUCCUAAACCCUCCAGUGAUUCAGCUGGCAUUCCCUCAGUGCCAGACCUCCUACGUUGGCCUGCCUGGGAUGGAUAUGGCUCCUGCUCCUAUAGCUAUGGUCUGUCCAGCUAACACCUCUUAUACUCAGCUCCCCUGCUCCGUCUGGGAGAGGGGCAGGGAGGCAGAGAUUGCCUCCUCUCCACCUGAAGAUGUCCUGGAUAUCAGCUGUGUUGACUCUGGCUGCAGCUUUGAGGAUGUGACACAAAGCCCAGAGUGCAGUUUACCAAGCAGUCCUGUUGUUGAGACUCUAGCACCAUGUUACUGUAGUGAUUACUGCAUUCUUAACAAAACAGCUGAAGGUGUUGUUCCUGUUUUACUGUCUAAAGAGAGCAAUGUAAAAGUUUCAUCUGAUUCCCAGCAUGAGCGCGAGAGUUAAAGCAGGAAAUGGUUCUGUCAGUUUGUUUGGAGCCAGAAAAAUUCAUAAGAGUGGUGGCACUGACAGCCACAGCUGUAGACCACAUGGCAGGAGAGAUUCCAUGAAGUGGCUUGAAGCUGGCCAGUUCACUUGUUGCAAGUUGCUGUGUGUUCUUGAUAGCAGCGGGUUUGUGCUUGAACUUCAUACAACAUUUACAUCUGUUCAAAUGUAUGUGAUUAUCAUUUUUUAUGACAAAAACAUAAAAAACACCAUAUAACACAUAGAGUAGGCUUCUGCUUUGGCUGAUUUGCAUAUGUUAACACUUGACGCAUUCUGACUGCAGAAUGUUAAGACGUGAAUGUUUGUGAAUUCCACUAGAGCUUUGGAUGAUAUGAUUUUCUGUAGCUGUAUGGGGAAAGUGUUUUGUUCUGUUUUUUUUUUUUUUAAUUUAAUCUACCUUAUUUGCAAUAUGUUUAUACUUUGCAUUUAGCUUUUACUAAGAAAUCAACAAUAAAAGAGAUAAAGAUCCAUAUCUAUGCUUAAAUCAGUAACUUUGUUCUUGUUUUACUGACUUAUGAGAGAUGUGUUUGGAUCUUUCCUGGAUCAUUAUCCAUCUCCAAGUUGUUGUGCAGGUGAUGCAAAUAUUCAGUGGAAACGAUUGUUUUGAAAUUUUCCUAAGGGAACAAUAAAGUGUAACCUCAA
This is a messenger RNA of Maylandia zebra (zebra mbuna), 2564 nucleotides long. Lineage: Eukaryota; Metazoa; Chordata; Actinopteri; Cichliformes; Cichlidae. The record is from RefSeq and is a predicted model, not a curated record.